Rhizophagus irregularis DAOM 181602=DAOM 197198 is the source of this 2237-nucleotide messenger RNA. The record is from RefSeq and is a predicted model, not a curated record. NCBI's taxonomy places the organism in Eukaryota, Fungi, Glomeromycota, Glomeromycetes, Glomerales, Glomeraceae.
CACGAGAAGAAAAUACAAACAUUAAUCGUCUAUUGAAUUUUACGCAACAUUUUUUCCACUGACUGUGGUGGGCUCCGAUUUAACGUCCCCACACAUAACUUCAGUUAGCCCCCACUUCUCUAUUCAGUGGACGACCCGCCACUAAACCGUCCAAGGAAGCUCGGUGUUGUUUUUUGUUAGAGUUUGACGACUUUAAAAAAAUAUCCGUGACGGACAUAAGUGGAAAAGGGACCCAUAACUCUUUUUUCGUAAAGAGUUUUUUAAAGAGUCUUAACAAGAUAAUUUUAGUGGAAACACAUCUAGGUUAUAACGGAUUACUCGUAUUUUGUUACCUAACAUUUGAUAUAUAUACUUUUCAAAAAGACUUAAAAAAAAAUAUAAUAAUGACUUCGCAAAAGGAUAACUCUAACUCCGUGUCUACGGAAACAAGCAAACAAAUCGAUGUCAACACGAAUGUUUCUUCAAACGGAAACGAUUCAAAGGAGACUAACUCCGAAAAAAAGGAUAACGGGAAACCAACUGGGCAUGGAGAAUAUAAUUCGAACACAACCCCAAGUACUACUGCUCCUCAUCCUUUAUCACCGACUCCAAAUUUUUAUUAUACCAAUGGUGGGGCUCAAUACGUAGACCAACAAACUGCUAUCGCUGCCGAGGCAUACCAGGCCGCUAUGGCUGCAGGAUAUGAUGUUAGUGAUCCUAACGCUUUUGCCGCGUAUGGUCAAUAUGGAAUGCAUCCACAAUAUUCCCAAUUCUAUUCUGAUUAUGGUGCUGGUUAUCCUGGAUCACCUCCUCUCCAAGGUCAAGCUUCACCGUCUCUACCUCCACAGCCUUUGAGUCCUUAUUUUGCUGCUACUAGCCCUACAAUAGCUUAUUAUCCCACGUCUCCUCAAGUUGGUCCAACCGGACUAAUUCAUUCACCUACAAUGCAUCCAUAUUUGUAUUCACCGCAAUCUCCUUAUGGAAACUUGCACAUACUUUCACCUACACUUUCACAUACUUCAUCUUCUGCUCCUAAUUCUCCGCCCCCUACAUAUUUACCCGGUCCAGGAGUACCUUCACCUAAAGUUGGUCCUUUAAAUAGUAAUAAUGGUCGAGGAAUUAAUCGCGCUCAACCUCACUAUAAUUAUGGUAGAAGAAAUUCUGGCUCUAAUCAGAUUCCUGCCCUUCCGAAUUUUAGUAAUCCUACAAAGACUACUAAUAUUUAUAUUCGUGGUUUACCGCCUACCACUACUGAUGAAUCCCUACAUUCGAUGUGUUCCAUAUAUGGAAACAUUACUUCUUCAAAAGCUAUUAUCGAUCAAAAACAAGGUGAUUGUAAAGGUUACGGGUUUGUGAUGUACGAAACUGAAGAUCAAGCCAAGCAUGCCAUUGAUCAAUUAACGCGAGUGGGAUUGCAAGUUUCCUUCGCUAAGGUUGGUUAUGAAUCUUUUAGCACUAGGCUAAAGAAUCUUCAGGAUUUGGCUUCAACAAAUAUAUAUUUGUCAAAUUUACCAUUGGAUAUGAAUGAACAGCAACUUGAAGAAAUAUUCAAGCCUUACAAAGUAGUUUCUAACAGAAUUCUCAGGGAUACCAACGGAGCAAGUCGUGGUGUUGGUUUCGCAAGAAUGGAAGAUCGGGAUUCCGCUUUAGCUAUCAUUCAAAAGUUCAAUGGAUAUCAACUUCCUGGGGCAAACUUACCUUUGCAAGUUCGUUUUGCUGAUUCAUUGGAACAGAAGAAAUUGAAAGGACAAACUGCUAGAAAACGGAUGUGGAAAGCACGUGAAUUCGCAUCAUUAGGCGGACGAAUUAUGUCACAAGUUCCUGUCACACCCGAACAUAUGUUGGGAAUGGCCGCUGGUUCACCACCAGGAGGAGCUUUUCAUCUUCAGUAUUUCCCAGAAGGUGUUCAACCCGCUGGUGCUUAUCCACCUGGUUCGAUCUCCCCACCAUUCGGUCCACAAUAUGCAGCAAGAUAUUUUCAACCACUUUAUCCCGGACCAGUAUUAUCACAACAUCCAGGAUCAGAAGGACAACAUGCGACUCUUGUACCAGCAGUCACAAAUCAGUCAGAAAAUGCCAACAAAGAAGUUUCUAACUCUGGAGAGAGCAACAACGAUGCUGCAGAUGAGUUGAGCGAAUUAGUCCAAAAGAAACUAAAUGUUGAUGGUGGUAGUGAUAAAGAUAGUAGUGUAGAAGGCGGCGAUAAAAAAUAAUAAUUGUGAAUUCCUUAUAAUUUCAAAUAGCGGAAUUAUCAUUAG